UUUCUGCGAGCUAGCCCUUCUCACGCCGCUCUGCUCUUGUGUUGGAAUACGGAUUUAUAUGGUUAGAUUGGUACUCACAUUCACAAUAUUAUCAACGCCAUAAAAGAAACGAAGAAAUUUGGAAUUACACACUACAGAAGCCAAGAUGCCAUCUGAUGCCAAGAAGAAACGUGACGCAAAAAAGAAAGAAGCAGCCAAGAGCAGAGGGCAAAAAAAAGUGGUGAAAAACGAAGCCAAUGGGGACACCGCUGAUGUCAUAGAAAAUGGCAAUGGUACAGAGAAUGGCAUCGGUAGCAUUCCUGAUGAUGAUGCGGAGAACGAGGUCGUUCAACGCAUGAUGGAAGACAUGCGGUUGAACGCCGCCGCCCGAGCCUGCACAGGGGUGUUGGCCGUCCACCCGAGGGCCAGGGACGUCAAGAUCGACAACCUGUCCAUCACUUUCCACGGCGUGGAGAUCCUCACGGACACAAAGCUCGAGCUGAACUGUGGUCGACGGUAUGGACUCAUCGGCCUGAAUGGCAGCGGAAAAUCAACGCUGUUGUCCGCACUGGGGAGACGCGAAGUUCCCAUCCAAUCCCAGCUCGAUAUUUACCACCUGACGAGAGAAAUGGCACCCAGUAACAAGACAGCGCUUCAGGCAGUGCUGGACGUGGACCAAGAAAGGGUCCGACUUGAGAAGCUGGCGGAAGAGCUGGCGCACUGUCCAGACGAAGAUGCUCAGGAGCAGCUUCUGGAUAUCUACGAGCGGAUGGAUGACAUUUGCGCCGACAAAGCAGAGAUGAAAGCCUCUUACAUCCUCCACGGUUUGGGUUUUACCCGUGAGAUGCAGCAGAAGCAGUGCAAGGACUUUUCUGGUGGCUGGAGGAUGAGAAUUGCCCUGGCCCGUGCCCUGUACGUACGCCCACAUAUCCUCCUAUUGGACGAACCCACCAACCACUUGGAUUUAGAUGCCUGCGUGUGGCUCGAAGAAGAGCUGAAGACCUACAAACGGAUUUUAGUCAUCAUAUCCCAUUCUCAAGACUUUCUCAACGGAGUGUGCACUAAUAUAGUACAUCUGGACAACAAGCAGCUCAAGUAUUACGGUGGCAACUACGACGCCUUUGUGAAAACUCGAAUGGAGUUGUUAGAGAACCAAAUGAAGCGUUACAACUGGGAACAGAGCCAGAUUGCCAGCAUGAAGAACUACAUUGCAAGGUUUGGUCACGGCAGUGCCAAGCUGGCACGACAAGCCCAGAGUAAGGAGAAAACACUGGGGAAAAUGGUGGCUGCUGGCCUGACAGAAAAGGUUGUUGGUGACAAGAUAGUCCAGUUCUAUUUCCCAUCCUGUGGCACCAUCCCACCUCCUGUCAUCAUGGUACAAAAUGUCUCCUUCAAGUACAGUGACACAGGGCCUUGGAUAUACAAAGACCUAGAGUUUGGCAUCGACCUUGACACACGAGUCGCUCUAGUAGGGCCAAAUGGCGCUGGGAAAUCGACACUCUUGAAGCUGCUCUGUGGAGAUAUUCAUCCAAACGACGGCCUCAUCAGGAAACACUCUCACCUGAAGAUAGCGCGGUAUCAUCAGCACCUGUCAGAACAACUGGACCUGAACAUUUCUGCCCUAGAGUACAUGAUGCAAUGUUUCCCCGAAGUGAAAGAGAAAGAGGAGAUGAGGAAGAUCAUUGGCCGGUACGGUCUGACAGGAAGACAGCAGAUAUGCCCAAUCCGUCAGCUCUCUGACGGUCAGCGGUGUCGAGUAGUAUUUGCGUGGUUGGCCUGGCAAGUUCCGCAUCUACUGCUCCUCGACGAACCUACCAACCACUUGGACAUGGAAACCAUCGACGCGCUGGCGGAAGCCAUUGCCGACUUCGACGGCGGCAUGGUUCUGGUCAGUCACGACUUCAGACUGAUCAGCAGGGUGGCAGAAGAGAUCUGGGUCUGCGAGAACCAAACCGUCACCAAAUGGAAAGGAACCAUCCAGACCUAUAAAGAACACUUGCGGAAGAAAGUUAUGGCUAGCAACGAGAAGGCGAGAGUGUGAACAAAAACCUGUCGACGUCCCCUCCUCAUCAGGCUAUCCCUCGGCCGAAUCGGCGCCCCCUUUGGCUCCGUUGCAGCAACGCACCACGGCACAUACGACCGAGUAUGUGCAUUACACUUCGGAAUUAAACGCCCAGUUUGCACUGUCAA
Ornithodoros turicata is the source of this 2169-nucleotide messenger RNA. Its product is annotated as ATP-binding cassette sub-family F member 2-like. Gene Ontology annotation, molecular function: ATP binding; ATP hydrolysis activity. Bases 146 to 2020 code for a protein of 624 amino acids. NCBI's taxonomy places the organism in Eukaryota, Metazoa, Arthropoda, Arachnida, Ixodida, Argasidae. The transcript is spliced from 15 exons. The record is from RefSeq and is a predicted model, not a curated record.